UUAGGGUUUAAAUAAGUCAUUCACGUUAAUAAAACCAAGCAGCAUACGGUUUUAAGCCUUAGCCGUCUUUGCUCCUCUUUGAAUCGUUUUGCCCCUUUCUUUGCCCUAAUUUCAACCAUGCCUCGCCGUAGCUCCGGUGGAAGAUCUGCCCGUCCUGCUCCUCGAGCAGCACCAGCUCGUCCUGCUCCUCAACCAGUCCACCAUGCUCCUCCUCCAGCUCCUGUUCAAAGUGGUGGUGGAUCUAUGCUUGGUGGCAUUGGUUCAACAAUAGCUCAAGGUAUGGCUUUUGGCACUGGAAGUGCAGUGGCACACAGGGCUGUUGAUGCAAUAAUGGGUCCACGCACCAUUCAACAUGAAACAGUUGUCAGUGAGGCUGCUGCUGCUGCCCCUGCACCCACUGCAAAUGCUUUUGGUGGUGAUGCAUGCAAUGUUCAUACAAAGUCAUUCCAGGAUUGUUUGAACAGCUAUGGGAAUGACAUUAGCAAGUGCCAGUUUUACAUGGAUAUGCUUGCAGAAUGCAGAAAGAACUCUGGAGCUUCAUUGAGUGCGUGAUUACCACAUGCCUGUUUUGGAGUUUGCAUUGAUGCACUGUCUCUCCUAUGGUUAGAACUGUUUAUGUGGCGAAGAAUUGCAUUUUUAAUAAAAUACCAUUUGUCUGGAGAUGCAUACAAACUGAUAUAAAAUCAGUAUUGGGAUCGGGCCUUUAUUAUUUGAUACUUUAUUUGAUACUUAUAAUUGGUUGCGUAUUUUGUCUGAAUAUUCCGGCUGCUUGGAUUA
Messenger RNA from Cajanus cajan (pigeon pea), 777 nucleotides. Its product is annotated as CHCH domain protein. NCBI's taxonomy places the organism in Eukaryota, Viridiplantae, Streptophyta, Magnoliopsida, Fabales, Fabaceae. Gene Ontology annotation, biological process: mitochondrion organization. The record is from RefSeq and is a predicted model, not a curated record. Gene Ontology annotation, cellular component: nucleus; mitochondrion.